This is a messenger RNA of Hansenula ciferrii, 852 nucleotides long. RefSeq lists its product as uncharacterized. Bases 1 to 852 code for a protein of 283 amino acids. The record is from RefSeq and is a predicted model, not a curated record. Lineage: Eukaryota; Fungi; Ascomycota; Saccharomycetes; Phaffomycetales; Wickerhamomycetaceae. The transcript is spliced from 2 exons.
AUGGCUAAUAACAAUAUAAAGAAAAUUGCUAAACAUUCAAAAAGAUUUGAAAGAACACAAACUGGCUGUUUACAAUGCAGGCAAAAAAAAAUAUUUCAAUUUAAUAAAGAUUCAUUAUCAAGAAAGAAUAGUUUAAAUGAAUCGAAAAAAUCUUUUAAAGAGAUUGAUUUGAAGAAAAAUCAAGAACAAGAUCAAAAAGAUGAAAAUGUUAUUAUAGAUGAUGAUGAAGAUAAUCAUGAAGUGGAAGAACAUAAUAUUGAAAUAGAUGAAGAUGAAGAUGAAGAUUUAAUUGAAACUCAACAAUCAUUAAAUUCCCUAGGUGAAAAAAUUGAACAAAUAUUAGAUGAUAAAGAAAUGAAACCUAUAGACAUUAAUCAUUCAAGAAAUGAUACUAUAAUAAGUGAAUUAAAUUCAAGAUCAGAUUCAAUAACUUCAUUAAUAUCAGAUUCAGGUUCAGAUAUUAAUAAUAGUAAUACAAUAACUCAACCAUCAACACCACCACCUUCAACAACUCAUGGAUUAAUAUUAAAUUUAUUACAACCAUCAAAUUAUAAAAUUAGUCAAUCACAAAGGGCAACAAAUAUGAUUCAUGAUGGUGAAUCAAUAAAUAAAAUUUUGGAUGAUAUGACUAUUGAAUUAAUUAAAAAAUCAAUAAAUAAUCUUCAAUAUAUUAAUUUUGAUCAAAAAUUAAAUAAUUAUCAGAAAUCAAAUGAAUCAAGUAAUUGGAAUUUAAUUGAUGGUGAUGAAACAAAAUUCAAAAAACAUCAUGAUAAAUCAAGAUCUAUAGAAGUUAUUGGUAAUGAUGAUGAUUAUUUUGAUCAACUUGCUGAUGAUUUUUUAAGUUUUGAUUGA